CCCAGGAUGCCUCACGGGAACUUCUUGUGCUCAGCCUGGCUUUAGGCCUGGGCAGAGACGGUGAACCUUAGAGCAGACGGCGGACAGGCGUUCACUGCCCUUUGCCACUGUCUUUUUUGUCGCUACCACAAGGAGUCACCAACGUCAGUGGUUUUAACGGCUUUUGUCAGGUUUCAAAUCCACCCCGAUUUGACCUCGCAUCGUCCAGCGAUUUGACGAAAGUAAUUAUACUGACCAUCGCACAAGUUCCUCGCCAAGUCGGACUCGUAAAAAAAAAAUAAAAAUAAAAAAAAGAGUCCAAGGGGGCCGGGAAAACCCCUCAGGGGGACGAAUGUCUGCGGAGUGAGUCGUCGCACCAAUAGACGACCUUCGGCGCUAGCUAAAGGGCUACGGCUAGCGAGCGACAGGCGGAGACCGGGCAGCGCCGUUCCUCGCUUCGGUAUGAUGCCCGGCGACAGCACCAUGACCUCCAUCGUUCAGAGGAUAGCUCGGCAGGCUCUCGUCACCUUCAGGAGCCCGCCCCGGGUCGGCGAGGACGCCGGUAAAGCCUUCCUGGAGAACCUGGGCAAACUGAGGAGCCUGAUGACGGAAGUGCGAGCGGCGGACCUGAAGCUCGUCCCGCGCAGAGCCGACAGCAGCUCGCCCGUCGUGCCCUCUCCGCUGCCGUACCACCACGGCGCGCCCCCGGUCACCUACAUGCACAUCUGCGAGACGGACCAGUUCAGCAUGGGCGUGUUUCUGCUGAAGAGCGGCGCCUCCAUCCCGCUGCACGACCACCCGGGGAUGCACGGCGUGCUCAAAGUCAUGUACGGCAAGGUCAGGAUCAGCUGCUUCGACAGGCUGGAGCGGCCGGCCGGCGGCACGCAGGCGGCGCCCCCGCUCCCCGCGGCCCAGGCGGCCGCGCUGCGGCGCUCCGUGCUCCGCUCCACCGGCGAGUACACGGAGGAGAGCGGCCCGUGCGUCCUGUCGCCCGACCAGGACAACCUGCACCAGAUCGAAGCCGUGGACGGCCCGACGGCGUUCAUGGACAUCCUGGCCCCGCCGUACGACCCGGACGACGGCAGAGACUGUCACUAUUACAGGGUUCUGAAAGACGCGGAGGUGAAACACGCGGAGCCGAAGGAGCAGAAGGAGAAGGAGGUCUGGCUCAUGGAGAUCUCGCAGCCUCCGGAUUUCUGGUGCGGAGGGGAGCCGUACCCGGGGCCGGAGGUCUGCCUGUGAUCCCGCGGGCGGACCGACCGACCCGCGGUCGCAAACGCGUCCUAUUUUCUCGGGCUGCUCGGGUUCGCGGACCCUGUGGUGGCACAAGGUCGGGGCUUCUGGACAUGGUUGGACAAACUGGGCUACAUGAAGGGUCGCUCUAAAUCCUGAAUCCAGCAUGUGGAGCCAUGUUCAGGCUAGAGGCAAAUUGGAGGGUCAACCCCGGGGCUUUAUUCCUGACCCUGAAUGUGACUUUGCAGAAAAGGUGUCCCUUCAGAGAAACGACACGGCACAGCAUCGGGUGCCGCAAAGGUCGAGUUUCCAUUUCCAUUUGAGCAAAAUCACUGGAGCCCCGGGCCAACGCUUCUUUGUAUCUGUAGUAAGGAUAUCAUUGUCAGGAAAGCAGAUUCCCGAGUCCUCCUCCCUCAUUGUCCUGCUCCUCACACGCUUCCCGGCUCUCUGUAUCGUGGAGAUACUAUUUGAGAGGUUCCGGAUGUUAGCUUUACCCCGAGAAAGUCAAUUAAAUCACGUUUUCCUGA
Molecule: messenger RNA, 1739 nt
Organism: Xiphias gladius (swordfish)
Lineage: Eukaryota; Metazoa; Chordata; Actinopteri; Istiophoriformes; Xiphiidae
Gene: adob
Product: 2-aminoethanethiol (cysteamine) dioxygenase b
Exons: 2
Coding region: 442-1221 (259 amino acids)
Cellular component (GO): mitochondrion
Molecular function (GO): oxidoreductase activity, acting on single donors with incorporation of molecular oxygen, incorporation of two atoms of oxygen
Source: RefSeq, a predicted model, not a curated record